AUGUGUACAGUGAAAGAGGAGAGCGACGACAGCCCAGCAAGAGAUGUAGCGAAGGCGAUCUUGCAAGUCCUAGCCGACUACACCGUCAAUUGCCAGAGGGGUGGACCCAUGUCGUGGGAGAAUGCGGAAGGCUUCCUCCCGACAAUCAUGAGCUUUGAUAAAACCCUAGGUGUGCUCCCCGAUCUGGGGGAGGAGUUGGCCUUGCAGCAUCUAAACGGGCUUUGCCUGAACAUCACCCAAAUAUAUUUGCCGGGGGCAGAGGUACGUAUUUCUUCAGAGGGUCUUGUACAUAACGACAUCCUCGGGGUCCCCGAUGAAGUGGUUUGGGACUAUGGCGAAGCAUUGCGCCAGAUCGCCGUGGACCAGAACCUGGCUCACAUUCGAUUCAUUCGGCUGGCCGACCUGCUGGAGCACCCCAGAUCCACGAAAGAGUUCUACGUGACGCAUGCAUCCCGCCUGCGCCGCGAGCUCACCCUGCGCUUUCAGGACCCUUCUUUCGACCCCCGGGAGGCCAUAAAUGCGGACAUGGACCUCCUCCUCACGUAUCGGGGGUACAUCAAGUUCCUAACCAAGGAUCUCGCCCAUCGCCCAAAGCUGGCCAAGUCUGAACGGGCGCGGGUCGAGGAGAUUUCGCAGACGGCGCGGCGCAUGCUUGCGCGUGGGCAGAUCUACGCCUCCGCCAUCAAGGCCCAGCGCGGGGACUAUAACGCCGCGGACGGCGGCGCCCGGCUGAUCCCCGUCAUCGACCGGCUCCUGUAUGACUACCGGGUGUGUCUGCGGCUCGCCUAG
Molecule: messenger RNA, 789 nt
Organism: Aspergillus fijiensis CBS 313.89
Lineage: Eukaryota; Fungi; Ascomycota; Eurotiomycetes; Eurotiales; Aspergillaceae
Exons: 4
Coding region: 1-789 (262 amino acids)
Source: RefSeq, a predicted model, not a curated record